CCAUCCUCGCUCUCCUAGCUUUGUUGGAGCGUGGUUCCUAGAAUUCGAUCUGCCGCUAAACUGAUCGCAUUGCCCAUUUUUCACGGUUUCGCGGAUUCACGCCGUUCCAUUUGCACCAAGUGCGAGUUGUUCUAGCUCGUCCUGGCGAAUCCGCUUUGCAAAGACGGCUCUACUCCCUACCGUCACGGUAGUAGUGACUACUAGCGCCACCCGCUCCCCGGGAGUCCUGCCGAAGUAGUUUGAGUCAAACUCUCGCGAUGGGCGCGCAGAAUGUGGCCGUUCAGAGUCCGGUAGUAGUGCCAUCACAAUCUCACCUCCCCCAGGAGGCGCCUGCUUUGGACUGGCCGGUUGCCACUCUCCCCCGUCUGCGCACCCGCGGCUGCGCGCGAACUCAAUCCCCCGGCGGAACCCGCCCGCAAGCCCGCGAGCGGAUCUUGAGUACCAGCGACGCGCUCGGGCUAAGCCCUAGGACUCUCGGCAGCGGAAGGCGGAGAUCCUACUCCCCCGCUUCCCCCCAAUCCGCGGAAGGAUGGGCGGAAACCCUCGCUGGAAGGAGGAGGAAGGAGCUGUACCCCUUGAAUUUCCCCUCCAGACGCUCCGCCUCCGCCCUUAUUUCCCCGUCCGCCGGCGGAAGUCCGCCACCGAGUUGGCGCCCCGCCGCGCUAACGACGGUGCGCAGCCCGCUCGCGCCAGUGGUCCGCCACAAGGCGACCGCGUCGGUCGACAUGGAGCAGCUCUGGGCGGCGGAGGUCAGCUUCGACGAAAGCGGCGGCGGCGGAGAAGCGCCGUCCCCAGGCCGGCGGAGAAACCGCGGCAUCAUCCGCGGCGGGCACGCGCGGAACCUUUCCUUCUCCGACUUCCGCUCGUUCCGCACCAGCGCGCUGGGAAAAGGCGAAGCUACCGGCGCGGACCCCGGCGCGGAUUCCGCGGAGCAGCAGGCGGAGAGCCCGUCAGCUUCCCGACGCCGCGGCGGCGCAGCGGCGCCCUUCUUGCGCAUCCUUUCCAGCCGCGGGGGCCGGGAUUCGACCUUCGCCGCAUCUGCCGCCGCUGCGGUUGCUUCCGUCGCCGCUCCAGCCGCCGUUUUCGCAAGUUGCACGUCUCCCCGGGGGACAGCCGGCGGCGAUGACGUGGCGCGAUCCGACGGCUUUGAUAGCCUCCCUCCGCGCCGUACGAUGCGCGACAGCCUUCUCCGCGGGACGGCGGGGCUCGCCGUCUGCGGCGGCGGCGCGGCGGUUCCAGUGAAGUCUCCUCCAUGGUGGCGGGGGCGCGGAUCGGCGGGACGUGCGGGGAUGCUUUCGGAAUCGGCGGGGAGAAGCUUCAGUGGAGGCGAGCCUGCGACGGCUGUUCCUUUCGCAGCGCGGGAGGCGGACAAGCGGGAGUCGCAACAGCUGUCGCCACAGUCGCAGCCGCCGUCGCAGCAGUCGCUCGGGCGAAGUCGCAGCUGGGGGCAGCAAGCCGGAGAGGAGAUCCUGCUGCGUCUACGCGCUGCCCACGCCCUCGGCGGCGAAUCGAAUGCCGCGAAUGGCGGUAACUUUGACGAGACGGAUGGCGAAGGCUCGGCGCGCCACGGAGGCGCUCCGACGACGGCAACGGCAGAGUCGCGGCAUCACGAGGCGAUGAUGGAAGUGGAAUUGGAGGAGUAUUUCGGCGAAGUUGCGCAGUCGUGGCGAAUAGACAGCCUAGACUGCAGCGUGGACGCUCAACUAGAAGCGACCUUUGAGUCCACCCAAAAGACACCUCGUAUGGGCGGUUUGGUAGCAACAGCGGAAGCAGUGGCAGCUUCUCUAGUCUCAAGGCCGUCUGGGGAGGCGGAAAGGGGAGGAGCGGGGGGCGAGAGGCAAGCGGAGGGAGUGGAGGGGGAGGGACGAGCGGAGGCGUCAUGGCGCAUGUGCAGUUUGAGUAGCGGCAUGGGGGGCGGGAUUUCCUAGCAGGCGGGAGCUAGGAGGUGGCCUACACCGUGUGCGGCUGAUGGUGCUCACAGUGUGCCGUCACAUGCUGCUGCUGAUGAUUGUGCCUGCCUGCCUAGGGCCAACGCUGUCAGUGCUGCUGGCGGUGCUCUGCUGCCCUAGACAGCUGUUGUUCCAACAGCCACAUUAUUCUAUCGAGAAGAAGAGAAAGAGGUGGGGGUGGGGGGAAAGUGGGGAGAAGCAGGAGAGAAGGGGGAAAAUAGCUGCGAAGCAGGCACCACACUUCGCGAAUCAGCUGGUGUUACCACCGAACCGAUGCCUCUGACCUUAUGCAGCAGACAACCUCGCUUCUUCCUCCACCCCCCUUUCUUCCCCCCCAAGACUCACAAGCUCCUCUCUUCCUUUGCUGGUUCCUUCUCUCGCUCUGGCUUCGGGCACCUCGAAGCGUACGCCGCGCUGGCCCCGUCACUCCACGCUGGCCCCGUCACGCAGCGCUGGCCCCGUCACGCCGCGCCGGCCCCGUCACUCCGCGCUGGCCCCGUCACUCCGCGCUGGCCCCGUCACGCCGCACUGGCCCCGUCACGCCGUGCUGGCCCUGACACGCCGCGCCGGCCCCGUCACUCCGUGCCACGGUGCCGCCGCGCCCCCGCGCCGCCGUGCAGCUGGGUCGUCGUGCCGCCGCGCCGUCGUGCUGCCGUCGCAGCGUCGACGUCCCGCCGCGGCAUCGACGCCGCUCUGUGACGGCGCCGUCGGGCUGCAGCCGGCCGCGCGACGCCUGUGGCGCCACUAGACCGGCCGCCCGCGCGCCAGCCACACCCCCCCUCAUUCCCCUGCGUCCCCUUAUCCUCACCACAGCCGACGUCUGGCGCAUGGGGGACCCCAUCGCCGCUGAGAUUGGCCAUGCCGCCGAGAGGGCGGGGACCGCUGCAGUCGCCUCUGGCGUUGAAGCCGCCGCCGCCACCACUGUUGCCGCAGGCCGUUGCCGUCACACGCCGCCGCCACCGCCGCUCUCGUCACUGCCGUGGCUGCCGCCAUUGCCAUCUCACGGGCCGUGGGGGCUGGCCCCACCGGAGUAGACGUGGCUGAUGCUUGGAAUGGGGGUGCUAGGUUAGGGGGUGCGGGUGUGUGUGGGCUUGUGACUACCAAGCCUAGGGGGUGUGUUAAAUUAUAUAUUGUGUUAUAUAAUUGGUAGGUUUGGUAGGUUAUCAAACUCUACUGUAGAGGGUACAAUCCCCUCCUUGUAUGCCUCUCUCUUCUAGUUC
Closterium sp. NIES-67 is the source of this 3169-nucleotide messenger RNA. Lineage: Eukaryota; Viridiplantae; Streptophyta; Zygnematophyceae; Desmidiales; Closteriaceae. The record is from the annotation of a GenBank genome assembly.